AUGUGGCUUUUGGCUACUUCCAUCGACAAGUCAAGUAUAGAUGCUGCUCGGAAUCUUGUGGAAACUGAUGAGCCGUGGCUAUGUACAAAUGCUUACGUGAUGCAUGAUACGGGUAAAUGGAAGGAUCUCAAUUUGAAAUAUGUGCUCACAUCGUGGCGAGACCAUGUUGCAUUACCUCGACUCCCAGGAGAUAACUCUUUCCUUGAGCAUUCUUGGCCUGCAGUUCAGAAACUGAUGGCGGAAGCGCUGCAAGAGUGGGAUCAAGAUUCCGAUGGAAUGAUUGAAAAUUUCGGAAAAGCCGAUCAAACUUAUCCAUCAUGCGAAUGA
Molecule: messenger RNA, 327 nt
Organism: Cooperia oncophora
Lineage: Eukaryota; Metazoa; Nematoda; Chromadorea; Rhabditida; Trichostrongylidae
Source: the annotation of a GenBank genome assembly